ACACACACACAAGAUACCGGGAACUGUCAUUUUUCUCGUUGACAUUUCGUUGACGGUUGAUUGUUUACGUUUUUUUACGCGGAACCGGCCCGGCGAAAUGAGCGCGGAAGUGGAAAAUCCUUUGGAAAUCCAGGAAACGGAGCGCCCUCUGAGUUGAACAGAAUCCAACACUGAAAAGGAAUCGACCGAGGAAGCAACACAUUUACCGCCGGAUGAUGGAACACCGAUGGAAACGGAUGAGCAGAAAUCCGCCGGCGUUGAGCUCCUGCGACCGGCCGAGAGUGACUUCUUCCAGGAUCGCACGUGUAUAGAGUUGGCCCGCAGCUCUUGGGAUCGGCCAGAGUUCAAACAUUACCUGCAAGGAUGUCGAUGGUCUCCGGACGGGACGUGCGUGCUCACGGUAGUGAACGAUGACGGGAUGCACAUCGUGGAACUGCCCACCGACCUGUACGAUAAAGAGGCGAUCAGCGAGGACCGACCAGUCGAUGUGCUGACCUCGGCGGUGCACGUGAAACGGAGUGCCCACGUGUACGACUACGCCUGGUAUCCGGCCAUGAACAGUCUGCAACCGGAAACAUGCUGCUGGAUAGCUUCGCGCCGCCACGAACCGAUCCACCUCUGGGAUGCAUUCACUGGCCAGUUGCGGUGCUCGUACAAGGGCUACGAUCAGUUCGAUGAGGUGAAUUCGGCCCUAUCGGUGCUUUUCUCACCCGAUGACGGCUCCACGAUCUACGGUGGUUACGUCAAAUCAAUCAAAUCCUUCGAUCUCAAUGUACCGGGCCGCGAGAAAGCAUCGUGGAGCCUGAAGUCAACCGCAUCCUGCUUGGCGAUAGCUUUCUCAAUGCCGCAAACCAUCGUUUACGGAUCAUGGAAUCGUCACAUUUCCCUGCUUGACACACGCUCCGGCGAACAGAUCGGUGUCUCGAAGAACCCGCACAACGCAGGUAUCACCUGGGUAGGUUUUGAACCGGACCGCGAGGAACUGUUUGUGUCCGGUGCGCGCAAAGAUUCCAAAAUUUGCCUCUGGGACAUACGAAAUCUGACGGCACCGCUACGCGUACUACAUCGUACUUGCGCCAACAACCAGCGGGUGCAUCUGGACUUUUCACCACGGGGCCAGUGGUUGGUGAGCGGUGACACGCGUGGAAUCCUGCAGGCCUGGAAUCUACGGGAACCGGACAGUGAUGCGUGUCCGAAACAACUCAGUUUUCCACUUCAUCACGAUUCCCUCAACGGAGUGUCAUUCCAUCCCACUGCUCCCAUACUGGCAACGUCCAGUGGUCAGGAGCAUUUGACCUUACCAGCUAGUGCCAAAUGCGACGGCGACGAUGACGAUGAUACCGACCAGUCCACGACAUCUGCCGCUCCAACACAGCCUGCUGCAAAUCAACAGAAAAUCGAAAACUCACUCACCCUCUGGUGGAUCGGUAAAGCGUUACUUUCUGAUGGCUGAGCAAGCGGGGACGGCAAGUA
Messenger RNA from Anopheles darlingi, 1473 nucleotides. RefSeq names its product telomerase Cajal body protein 1 homolog (gene WDR79). Lineage: Eukaryota; Metazoa; Arthropoda; Insecta; Diptera; Culicidae. Gene Ontology annotation, biological process: Cajal body organization. Gene Ontology annotation, cellular component: Cajal body. Gene Ontology annotation, molecular function: RNA binding; protein binding. The transcript has a single exon. Bases 227 to 1453 code for a protein of 408 amino acids. The record is from RefSeq and is a predicted model, not a curated record.